Colletotrichum scovillei is the source of this 2593-nucleotide messenger RNA. Its product is annotated as Lecithin:cholesterol acyltransferase. The record is from RefSeq and is a predicted model, not a curated record. The transcript is spliced from 2 exons. Lineage: Eukaryota; Fungi; Ascomycota; Sordariomycetes; Glomerellales; Glomerellaceae. Gene Ontology annotation, biological process: triglyceride biosynthetic process; lipid storage. The coding region runs from base 437 to 2377 and encodes 646 amino acids. Gene Ontology annotation, cellular component: cytoplasm; perinuclear endoplasmic reticulum. Gene Ontology annotation, molecular function: phospholipid:diacylglycerol acyltransferase activity.
CUCCAACAUCCCACCCCCCGAGCUCCGGACUCCUUGGCUCUCAACAUUGCCCGGCCAAGCACACCUGAAUCCCGCAUGCCUCGGGACUGCCUGUCAACAUUCGUCCCUCUCUGUCUGUCCGACAAAUCACAAAACAAGCUUUGCCUAGCUUUGGAUCUGCCGUAGUCGCCCCCCCUUGCUCGCCGCUUAGCUCACACCGUCCUAUCGCCCACUCGCCCACGUGCCUCUCAAUAAGUACCAGGCCACGCCCAAGGAGGACGGCGCAGUUGACACCGUCCUCGCUUCCACUUCAUCCCAAGCUCAGGUAUGCGCCGCCUGGCCCCUACUUCCACGGAAUAGCCUGGCCUCCUUGGGUUGUUACAAUAUCGACUUCAAGGGCUCACUUCGCUCUACUAACACAUUUCCCCCGUGGUAGCAGCCCUUUGCGACAGCGACCAUGUCUUCCUCGACUAUUAGGCGCCGUGCCAUCCCCACCGACAGCAACGUCGAUAGCGAUAUUUCGACCCCUCGAGGCGAAAGCCCCGAGAAGCCCGAGACUGUAGCUCACGUUGUUCACCAUGUAAAACCCAAGACACGGAAACGCCGGAAUGGCGCCAUCUUUUUACUUGGAAGUUUGUUUGGAAUCAUAGCCGCCGGCUUUUUCGCGAAAAGCAACGACCUCAUAGAUUUCCCCGAGCUUGGAGAGCUUAGCAUGGACAGCUUCUUCGAUGUUCUGCCAGCUGGCUUGGUUAAGGACAUGCGGGAGCUUGUGCAAGGCGAGAGAGAAUUCGUCGAUAGCUACGAUGCCUUCUCCGUAGGUUUGCAAGCCCGCGCCGAGGGUCUUCAUGCCCAUCACCCCAUGAUCAUGGUCCCUGGCGUCAUCUCAACAGGCCUCGAGUCGUGGGGCACGGCCAACGUUUCCCGCCAGUAUUUCCGAAAACGCCUCUGGGGUAGUUGGAGCAUGAUGCGUGCGCUGGUCCUCGACAAGGAGAACUGGAAGAAACAUAUCAUGCUGGAUCAGGAGACCGGCCUUGACCCCCCUCAUAUCAAGUUACGAGCUGCUCAAGGCUUUGACGCAACCGACUUCUUUAUCACCGGUUACUGGAUCUGGAACAAGAUUUUCGAGAAUCUGGCAUCGAUAGGCUACGACCCGACUAAUUCCUUCACUGCCGCGUACGACUGGCGUUUGGCGUACCCCAACCUCGAAACACGCGAUCAGUACUUUUCGAGGCUCAAAUCUUACAUUGAAACUGCGCAUGCGUUUUCGGGCAAGAAGGCCGUUCUCGUGUCCCACAGCAUGGGAGGGCAAGUCCUUUUCUACUUCUUCCACUGGGUCGCAUCCGAGAGUGGUGGACGAGGUGGCGAUGAUUGGGUCGAACAGCACGUCGAAGCUUGGAUCAACGUGAGUGGCUGCAUGCUUGGUGCUGUCAAGGACUUGACAGCUGUCUUGUCAGGUGAGAUGAGAGACACAGCUCAGCUGAACGCCUUUGCCGUGUACGGCCUCGAGAAGUUCUUGAGCAAAGACGAAAGAGCCCAGCUCUUCCGAGCAAUGCCUGGCAUUUCUUCUAUGCUUCCCAUUGGAGGAGAUGCUGUUUGGGGCAAUGCGACAUGGGCACCUGAUGACAAGCCGGAUCAGGAGCUGUCUUACGGUUCUCUCCUCAACUUCCGUAGCGGCAUGAACUGGACAACUCCGGAACGGAAUCUGACGGUGGAGUCAGCCAUGAACUAUCUCUUUAACACGACAGAGGAGUGGUACUCGAGGAAUGUGAAGGGUGCCUAUUCCCAUGGUGUAGCACACACUCAAGCCGAGGUCGACGCCAACGAAAAAGACCCAAACAAAUGGAUCAACCCCCUGGAGACACGUCUGCCUCUGGCACCGAGCCUCAAGAUCUACUGCUUCUACGGUGUAGGUAAGGCAACGGAGCGAGGCUACUACUAUCGAUCACCAGACGCACCGGCUCUCACGAACCUGAACAUCACAAUCGACACAACCCUCACGCAGGGAGAGGUGGAUCAUGGUGUCGUCAUGGGAGAGGGCGACGGAACAGUAAAUCUUCUCAGCACGGGAUACAUGUGUAACCGCGGGUGGAACUACAAAAGGUACAACCCAGCCGGUGUCAAGGUGACGGUUGUCGAGAUGGAGCACGAACCCGAGCGAUUCAAUCCCCGCGGAGGACCCAAGACGGCAGACCACGUGGAUAUUCUCGGGCGGCAACAUCUGAACGAGCUCAUCUUGAGGAUCGCGGCGGGCAAGGGAAAUACGAUUACCGACUAUGUUGUUAGCAACAUUAAGGAGUACGCCGACAAGGUUAAGGUGUAUGACGACGGCCAAAGACCCGAUGAGGAGCAGGACACCUGGGAGGAGACUUUGGAAAAACUGGUCGGCAACAGUUCAUGAGCAGUCCGAGUAGAGGCGUUAUAUGGCGCAAGGGUACUGAGAGUAUUUGGAGCAUUUGGGAACGGUUACGACACGGAUACAAUACCCUCUUAUUCAACGAAUUUCUGUGUUUCCAUUCCUUUAGCCUUCCUGUCUUAAUAGGUAAUUAUUGAACGAGAUAUACGCUAUACAUAGAGCUCGCAGCAUAGGUACUUUUACAAGACGAACCUUUGAGAC